Messenger RNA from Lachancea meyersii CBS 8951, 1221 nucleotides. The record is from the annotation of a GenBank genome assembly. Lineage: Eukaryota; Fungi; Ascomycota; Saccharomycetes; Saccharomycetales; Saccharomycetaceae.
AUGACCACCACAGCACCAGAUCAAGAACUCACAAUUGACCAGGAAUAUGAUUUAUGGAAAUCAAAUGUACCGUUGAUGUACGACUUUGUCAGUGAGACCAAGCUUUUAUGGCCUUCGCUUACCAUUCAAUGGCUCCCGGAUAAGGACUCGAAUUCUACACAACAAGAGCUAAUAGUGGGCACCCAUACGUCUGGAGAGGAGCAAAACUAUUUGAAAAUUGCAUCUGUGGAAUUGCCCAGUGAAGUUCUCGACACUGAAUCCACAAAUUACAAGCCAGCUGAGGAAAGUGUUGAAGGCAGUGGUGAUGGUAAAAGUUCGUCAAAUGCGGUCAAAUCCAAGAUUAAGAUCACCCACAAGUUUGAGCACGACCAAGAGGUGACCAGAGCACGUUAUGCACCUUUCAAUAGUAACCUGAUAGCCACCAUCAAUGGUUCAGGUACAGUCUUUUUAUAUGACAGGUCUCAGGAUAAAGAAAGUGCGCUAAAAGCCAGGUUCGAUUACCACAAAGAGAACGGUUACGGCCUCAAUUUUAGUGUAGCGUCUCCAGGCGACCUUCUUUCCUGCUCAGAUGAUGGAACAGUGGCAAUCUGGGACGUGCAUUCUGCAAAGGGCAAGCCCACUAAGGUCGAUAGAAACCACUCAGAUAUCGUGAACGAAGCAAAAUGGCAUGAAACAAAUGCAAAUCUGUUUGGUUCCGUUUCCGAGGACAAGACGUUGCUACUGCACGACAAAAGGUCUGAAGAACCAAUCGCAACCGUGACGCAGACCGAGGCCUUCAACACUUUGGCCUUCAGCAAACAUUCCACUAAUCUUUUCGCUGCAGCUGGAACUGACUCGCUAGUUUACCUCUACGACUUGCGAAAGCCCGCGACUCCUCUUCACAGCAUUGCAGGUCAUCAGGACGCUAUAACGAGCUUGGACUUUGCUUCUCAUAAGGACGGCAUCUUGUGCUCGGCAGGCUCCGAUAGAAGGGUACUUGUCUGGGAUUUAUUUCAAAUCGGUGCGGAACAACCCCAGGAAGAUGCAGAUGAUGGUGUCCCGGAACUGCUCAUGAUGCAUGCGGGCCAUAAGAGUGCUAUAAACGAUUUUUCAUGCAACCCGAACAUACCUUGGUUAAUGGCAAGCGUAGAGGAAGAAAACACCGUGCAAAUUUGGAAGCCUUCCAAGAAACUUACGAAUCCAUAUGUUCCGAAAGACUACGACAUUCAUUCCCUUGAGUAA